AUGUUCCAGCUAAAGCGUGCUGUCCAAGGCAUCCUCCAGCGGCCUCCAGAAGAGCAGCAGAUAUACAAGGAUGACCAGCUCCUUGAUGACAGAAAAACUCUGGGCGAGUGUGGCUUCACUAGCCAGACAGCACGGCCACAGGCCCCAGCCACAGUGGGCCUGGCCUUCCGAGCAGAUGAUGCUUUUGAAGCCCUGCAUAGUGAGCCCUUCUCCAGUUCUCCAUAG
Messenger RNA from Peromyscus maniculatus bairdii (prairie deer mouse), 225 nucleotides. The record is from RefSeq and is a predicted model, not a curated record. NCBI's taxonomy places the organism in Eukaryota, Metazoa, Chordata, Mammalia, Rodentia, Cricetidae.